CUCUCUCCCCGGGUAACAGCGCCCCCCAGCGGCCUGGCUCUCCCCGGGUAACAGCGCCCCCCGGCGGCCUGGCUCUCCCCGGGCAGUGGGGGAUUUCCUGGGCGGAAGAAGCAGAGGGGGUUUCCAGUGUGAUCAGCUCAGUCUCCCCGCUGGAUCUCUGCUCUGGAUCCCGGAUUUCUCUCUCCCAGGACUGGACCGACAGAACCCGCAGAACCCGGAGAACCCGGAGAACCCUGAACCCGGACCAUGAGGAGUCCGCCUGCGGCCCGGAGGCUCCGAGGCAGCGGCAGGGUGACGGUUUGAAUCCCGGAGAGAGCCGCCGAGCCGCCGAGCCGAGUGAGCUGUGGCCUGCGGAGGAGAUUCAUGUCAUGUCAGCGGGGAGGAGUGCUGACGGGAGGGAGGUGCAGAUUCCCCUCCAGCAGGUGGCGCCCUCCCUGGCCCCGCCCUUAUCCGUGGCUCCUCCUAUCACCCCACCUCCUCACAGACCAGCCAAUCCCUGGCCUCCUAGUGAUUCUGCUCCUCCACAAGGUGUGCCUGCAGGUUUCCUGCCUCUUCACGGAGGAUUCAGAGAUCACUUUGUAGAGACUCCAGAGGCCAAAUACUGCUGUGAGGCCUGCAGGCUGGUCCUGUGUCAGCCCCGCCAGACUGAGUGCGGACACCGCUUCUGUCAGAGCUGCAUCAACGACAUCCUCAGUCGUCCUAACCCAGUGUGUCCAGCUGACAUGGAGCCGCUGUUCAAUAACAAGAUCUUCAGAGACGUUUGCUGUCAUCGGGAAAUCAUGGCACUGAAGGUUUAUUGUCGCAGUGAGAACAACGGCUGUCAGGAGCAGAUGAGUCUGCAGCAGAUACCUGACCACCUGAACGUGUGUCCGUUCUUUGAGGUUCCGUGUCCGUUGGGUAAAUGUAAAGAGCGAAUGAUGAGGAAGGAAAUUCCUGACCACCUGAACUGGAAAUGUAAACACAGAGAGACCACCUGCGACUUCUGCAUGACCAAGAUGCCUCUGACUGACCUGCAGAAACAUAAAGAGACGGUGUGCCCGGCGUUCCCGGUGUCGUGUCCAAACCUCUGCUCGUUCACCUCACUGCCGCGGAGCGAGCUCUCCAGUCACCAACACGACUGUCCCAAAGCUCAGGUGAGCUGUCAGUUCCAUCGCUAUGGCUGCACCUUCAAGGGUUUGAAUCAGGACAUGAGGCAACAUGAGUCUACCUUUGCAGCUGAACACCUAAGAAUGAUGGUUAACAGAAACGCCUCCUUAGAGAACAAGGUGGAGGAUGUUAAAGGUGAGCUGCUGGACAGGUAUAAGGUGCUUCCUGCUCUCAGCAGUCGUCUGUCUGAACUGGAGAACCAGAACGAUGAACUGAGAGAGAAGAACCGCCAGAUGGAGCAGAAACUGGCCACCAUGCAGAAACUGAUGAGCUCUCACUCAGAGAAGCUCCUGGAGGUGGAGCUGGAGCUGCGUUCUCUCCGUCUGCUCAGAGACGAGGUGGAGAACCUUCGAGGAACGCUGGAGAACGUCCGGACAAGACUGAACACUCUGGAACAAGGAGGACGCAGCGGAGCUGGAUCCACGACACACACUCUGGCAUCCCUUGAGACUCAGCUGAAUCGCCAUGACGACAUGCUGAGUGUGCAUGAGAUCCGAUUGGCUGACAUGGACCUGCGUUUCCAGGUGCUGGAAACAGCGAGCUACAACGGGACACUGAUCUGGAAGAUCCGUGACUACAAGAGACGGAAACAGGAAGCGGUGGCAGCAAAGACAUUGUCGCUGUACUCGCAGCCAUUUUACACCGGAUACUUUGGAUACAAGAUGUGCGCUCGCGUCUACCUGAACGGAGACGGCAUGGGCAAGGGGACGCACCUGUCCCUGUUCUUUGUGGUGAUGAAGGGGGAGUAUGACGCCCUGCUGCCGUGGCCCUUUAAACAGAAGGUGACUCUGAUGCUGAUGGAUCAGGGUCCAUCCAGGAAACACCUGGGUGAUGCCUUUAAGCCGGAUCCAAACAGCAGCAGCUUCAGACGUCCAGCAGCAGAAAUGAACAUUGCCUCUGGCUGUCCUCUCUUUGUGUCCCAGAGCGUCCUGGAGACCGGCAGCUAUAUCAAAGACGACACCAUCUUUAUCAAGGUUACCGUGGAUACCUCUGACCUUCCUGACCCGUGACUGUCUGACCUUGCUGGUCUGAGAUCAGAUCACCUGUCCACGCCCCGCAGAGCAAAGGAUGAUGGGAAGGAAAAGUGACGAUGGAGGAGGCUCGUCUAACUAAGAGCGACGCCCACAGAACAGAAGAAGAGACGGACAGGAAGCAGCCAAUCAGAGUGAACUUUACAGAGUGUGGAGGGUUGGCCCUCCUCUGAUUGGCGAAUGGACUACAGAACAGAGUGUGUGUGUGUGUGCGUGUGUGUGUGUGUGCGUGUGUGUGUGUGUGGAUGGAUCAGUGUUACCGUGACAUCACCAUGGUGACAACUCUCAGAGCCAACAUGGCCACCGGAGCAAGGACUUUGUUGCUGUUCAUUACUGAUGCCGUGCAUCAAGCUUUACUUCCUGUUUAUAACCUGUUUACCAAGGCAUGCUGGGAAAUCCACUGCAGCCACAGAGGAGCUCAGAAAUCAAUUAAGACCUGCAGGACCCAUUAAGAUCCACUAAAACCCAGUAGAAUUCAUCAUAACCCAGUAAAGACCAGUAGAACUCAGUAUAACCCAGUAAAGACCAGUAGAAAGCAGUAAGGACAGAUUUUUGUUAUUUUUCAAACGAAUAUUUAGUUUAAAUGAUUUUCUGUAAAUGAAAGAACGAUGUGUCUGAAUUUUUGAAGAUGCAGUUCAUGUAUGUAUCUCUGCUAUGAUUGAGUUUCAUUCACAGAAAUGUUCCCAGACUGAAAAGAAGAAUCAGAAAACAGCAUUUACGUGUCAGCAGUCGUAUUAGUGGGGCUGAAUCCAUCAGAGCAGCGCUGUGCUGUGACAGAAAUAAAGAGGGAAUGCUAUGACGUGAGGGUCAGACAUCUUAAGUUAAGUGCUCUUUAACUUAAAUAGAUCCUGAGGAAAUGAUUCAGACAGAGAGACAAUAUUUAUUUAUGGUUUAUUUCACACUGAAUGUUCAACACAAAGUACAGAAUGUUUCUCAGAUAAGGUUUGUUCAGCAGCUCAGUUUGUUUCAGGAGGUGGACGAUGGUUUAAUGUGACUGAUUACACCAGUAGAGACCAGUAGAAGAUGCCAGUGUUCCUCUGUGGCCUCGGUGACUUCUUCAGUGUCCGUCGACAGAAUUCAUCCGACUCUUUUGAUUCAUUUGCACAGUUUGAAUGUUUGUUAAAGUGUGAAAAUAAAAACUGAAGGAAACACAGAA
Molecule: messenger RNA, 3333 nt
Organism: Thunnus maccoyii (southern bluefin tuna)
Lineage: Eukaryota; Metazoa; Chordata; Actinopteri; Scombriformes; Scombridae
Gene: traf3
Product: TNF receptor-associated factor 3
Exons: 14
Coding region: 369-2156 (595 amino acids)
Biological process (GO): innate immune response; Toll signaling pathway; positive regulation of JNK cascade
Cellular component (GO): plasma membrane signaling receptor complex
Molecular function (GO): zinc ion binding; tumor necrosis factor receptor binding
Source: RefSeq, a predicted model, not a curated record